Molecule: messenger RNA, 3914 nt
Organism: Scylla paramamosain (green mud crab)
Lineage: Eukaryota; Metazoa; Arthropoda; Malacostraca; Decapoda; Portunidae
Exons: 9
Coding region: 169-3123 (984 amino acids)
Biological process (GO): regulation of transcription by RNA polymerase II
Molecular function (GO): RNA polymerase II cis-regulatory region sequence-specific DNA binding; DNA-binding transcription factor activity, RNA polymerase II-specific
Source: RefSeq, a predicted model, not a curated record
CUGGUCUGAUGGAGCAUUGUUUACACUCACACACCGCCUGAGAGAGUGUGGGAGAGCAAGGAGAGAGAGAGAGGGAGAGCAGUCACAUGAGGGAGGUUGUCAUGCUCUGCCACGUGUUUUUAUCCCCAUUGCCAUAAAAAUGAGGCUUAUCAGUGACUUAGGAGGGGGAUGGAGCACCAGGGUCUGGCAGCAGCAGCAGCGGCUGCGGCGGCAGCGGCGGCAGCAGGAGUCGGUGGUGAGGCACAGAAGCAGCACGUGUUGUCACCGGUGAUGGAGCUUGAGGUGGAGCAGGACAUGAGGGCCAUUGGGGAUGACCUCCACCAUCACCACCACCACCAUCCCCACCACCACCACCACCACCACCACCAGCAGCACCACCACCAGCACCACCACCAACACCAGCACGGAGGCCUGGCAGUGGUGGGGGGAGAAGAGCUGCAACUUGGUGGAGAGGGGGACCGUGUGCCUCCCCAUGACCUGGAGGAUCCUCUUGGAGGUGGCGGAGAGGACCCCCUGACCCUGGAAGGGGACAUGGGGGACAUGGGUAGCAGCGGGGAAGUGCAGCAGGCGCUGGGACACCAGGCCACGCUGCUGGAGGAUGCCUCAGAGGUGCUGGGUGGGGCCAAAGGACUCAAGCUGUCCUCUUUCCCUGGUGCGGCAGGCCCUGGGGCCGGGCCAGAGAUGCCCCUGGGUGCUGGCACACUGCCGCUGGAGGCGCAGCACUACUACGAGGGGCUGCAGCCGGCGCCCAUCAUGGUGUAUGAGGUGCCUGCUGGCAACAUCGUGCCCUUCGACUCCCUGGUGCCAGUGCCACUGGCCAAGGGCCUAGGGGGUGUGAAGGAGGGGGAGGGGGGUGUGGGGGGUGUGGACCUCCUGCAGGGGGGUGUUGGGGAGGGGGUGUAUGCCCCAGCCCCCCAAGAGGUGCCACCACCAUUGUAUGUGUUGCAUCAGCCUCAUAAGAAGGAUGGUGUGUCUGGCCUAGAGCAGCCUGGGGACAGUCUGGUGCUUGGGGGUAGGGAGGGAGGGGAUGGGGCUUUCCCCAGGGUGGGGGGGGAGGGAACAGCCAUGAUGCCCAUUGGUGCUGAGUUCAGCCUCAUCUCAUCGUCGUGCUACGAGACCAACAUGGCGCAGCUGUCCACAGCCUACCACGGCUCAGACACUGACAGCGAGGUGGCCCUCACCCUGGCCAGCCUCGGCACCCCGAAGCUGGAGCGUGCCGCGGCCAUCACCAGUGGCAGUGGUGGUAAUGGUGGUGGCGGUGGUGGUGGCCUGGCCCAGGCCUUCCAGGACCUGGAGCCUCAGCAGGUCACCCUGGACAAGAAGACGGUGGAGCCUCCCCCGCCACCACAGCGCCCCACCCUGGUGUUGCGCAGCCGCCGCAACAGAGCCACCACAGCCCACCACACCACCUUGCCCCCUUCCUCCACCUCCACUGCCACCUCCACCACCUCCACCUCCACCACAGCCUCCACUGCCACCACCACUACUGCCACCACCACCAGGAAGCGCCGCAGGAAGGACCCCAAGGCAGCCACACAGACCACCAGCGCCACCCCCACCACCACCACCACUGCCACCACCACUGGCGGGGCUGGGGCGCUGGAGGAGAGCAGUGGUGGCAGUGGCAGCUUCCUCAUGCCAGACAGCGUGCUGGCAGUGCGCAGUGUGCCAAGCCCUGCGCCGACCACUGCUAGCAGUGCGCUGCAGCAGCAGGAGGCACAGAAGGAGAACCUGCUGGGGCAGCUGCUGAAGGCGUCGGAGCAGUGUGAGCCAGCCUCUCUCAUCCCUGCUGGUGUGGUGGAUGAUGUGAUUCCGGCGGUGGGCUACCGCAUCAUGGACAUGACCAACCUGGGUGAGAUGGUGCGCAUGAUGCACCGCUGCCCUGGCCUGGGCACCAUCGUCAUCCAGGAGCAGGCCUCACUCAGGGAGGGGGCUGUGUCGCAACUUAGUGUCAUUUGCACCAGCUGUCAGGAGGGUGCGGUAUGUGCCACCAGCAACAGGGCAGCGCAGGCCACUCCCUGGGACAUCAAUGCCCGGGUGGAGCAGCUCACCAAGGAGUUCAGCAUCAAGGAGGACCAGCUGCAGAGGAUGCUGGAGAUCCUGGGCAUCUUCUACCGUCCCUGUGACCCAGCAUUGCAGCCUGUCACUCAGCCACUGGAGAUGGAAGCUGCUGCUGUACAGUCCAGUGCUAAGAAGAAGAAAAAGAAGAAGAGUGACACAGCACCCUCGGGCAAGCCAAAGAAUCUUGUUUGUACUGUCUGCAAACAGCGCUUUGUUGGAGUGAACCAUCUCAAGAAGCAUAUGCACAGCCAUGACCUCAACCUGCACACCUGCCCAUACUGCCACGCAUACUUCAAGAAACCAUUCAACCUCAAGGAACACAUCAAGAAGCAUCAAAACUGUAAGUACGAGUGUAGCCACUGCCAGCGGGAGUUUACGGACAAAUCGACUCUUCUGUGUCAUGUUCGCUCCCAACACGAGAAAAGGUACAAGAUCCAGUGUGAGUUGUGCCAGAAACGGUUCUAUCACCGUGCUCAUUACAACGAGCACAUGCGCAUCCACACGGGAGAGAAGCCGUACAUGUGUGAGCUUUGCGGCAAGAAGUUUUCCUGGCACGACAGUGUUAAGAAACACAUGCAGACACACAGUGCUGAGUCCAAGUACAAGUGUCGUCUGUGUGGGAAGUGGUUCAGGUGGCUGCAGGGAGUGCGGCAACACCUUCAGUACCUGCACAAGCUGAAGAAAUGUGACAUUGAGGCCCAGGUGGUGACAGCUGCCACAGAGACAGCCUCCUCUGCCCUGCCUCACUUCCAUCAACACCCUCAGCCCACACCUCAACAACAACAGCAGCAACAGCAGCAGCAACAACAACAACAACAACAACAACAACAACAACAACAGCAGCAACAGCAACAGCAACAACAGCAUCAGCAGCAACAGCAGCAUCAACAUCAACAGCAUCAUCAGGUUCUUUCUCAGGAGGACAGCAGCUCGGCACCACAAGAGUACCAUACACUGGAGGCCGCUGCACCCAGUGGGGAUGCUGGAGCUCAGCAGACCUUGGACAUCUUCCAGGUGACAGAGGUGGAGGCCCAGCAGCAGGACAUGUUCCAGUACCACUAAGGGAAGAGUCAGCCUCCACACUCAUGCUCUCCUCCCUUCUCUCAGUACCAGUUAAACAAGGCUGCUUGGAAGUGUUCUUGCCACAACCAGAAAGGGAAAGAGAGUACUAUUUUAUGGAUAUGUUUAGGUGCUUUUAAGAUAGACAUACAAGCUUGAUGUAAUGAGGACUGGGGAUGAUCAGAGCAGCUCAUGUUAUCAUGUAAUGCUGAGUAACACUAGUCAUGGAUGGAGUUGAGUGAUUUGGUGAAGCAAUGCAGAUUCUAAGGAGAUUUCAGGAUGGCAGAGUGUUGCAGCCUUCCUUCCUAGCAAGAACUAUAGUUGACAGAAACACUACUGCCAUCCAUAAGACAAGAGCCAGAAAAUAACAGUCAGCAUACCUCAGAGAAUAGCAAAGAACAGCAUGAAAAAAAUAAGUGUAGUCAGCAUAUCUCAGAAGAUAAGAGCUUGUGAUGCCACCAGGAAGACGAGCAGUGCAGUCCACAUUCCCGUGCCAAGACCCAAAGCUUUGAUGGCAGUUUCUCCCUAGGGUAAGUCUUAGUGUGUUGGCCAGAGCCUGGUGUUGUCUGCAGGCAAGUCAGUGAGGUGGUGGUAGCAAUGGUGGUGGUGGUGGGGAGAGGUAGGGUAGUGCUGUGUGAUAACCUGUCGUGCUGCAACAGUUUUGUUAUGGUAGCAAACUAAUCCUAAGGAGAAAUUCGUGUCAUUGCCUUAAAUGUGAUCCAAGUUUGUGUUGACUCAUGUUGAUCACAGACUUAUUUUAGUGUUCUUGUGUACAGUAAAACUUUUUUUAUGUA